CAUCCGGAAGUGACGUAUCAAAGCUCAAUAUAAAGCCGCUUGCCAGUGACUACCUCGGCGUAAUAGUUGGCGAGCACCGAGCGGAUGAACCUGCUCAAUCCGCCGAGCAGCGACCACAACUCGGACACAAUUUUCUCGUCCUCCCUCGUUUUCUUUCCAGCUCAGCAAAAGCUACCACUUUUGUUUAAAUUGACUAAUUCUUUUCUGCAUUUUUAGUAGGAAGUGACUCUUACGGACGUUUUUAUGUGACAUGGAAGAGACUCUUUUUUUACCGUUAUUCUCUUUAUAGAUGAGAGAGGUGCGCUUCCUUUUUUUGGACGUUUUUUUGUUUUUGGCAUUUCACGAUUUGAUGACCUGAGCCAAGCGAGGGGAUUAAAAGGGAUUGAAGAUUUUUUUUUCUUCCCAUCGUCUAUUUAAUUCUGUGAAUUUGAAUUCCAGCCUGUAUUUACUAGCCACGCAACCCGAGAAGAAGCGCUCAAAAGUUUAGCGCGGUGUCGUUUUCUGGCAUCUACCUUUUUUUUUUUUUUUUUUUAGACUUCAAAUUAGCAGCAACAGAGUGGCAUGUUUUUCCAUUGUGGAGGCCGAGCGGGGUUUUUCCGAGCCGGCGGCCGGUGACUCGAGCCGCCGUCCCGAUGCGUCUCCCCCCUAGGCAGACGCUCCCUUGGAUCGUGUUGCUGUGGACUCUCGUCGAGUGGCUCCCGGAUGCGAGCGCUAUGGGCUGCCUGCAGAGCAUCGCUUGCAAGCCCAAGAGCUUCCGGGACGGCGUGGCGGUGCUGCAGGUGAGCGCGUCCAUCGACUCCAACCCCACCAGCAUCGACGAGUCGUCCGACGUCAUUCUGCGCUACCGCACGCCGCACUUCCGAGCCCAGGCGCUGGUGCUUGUGCCUCCGGUGGCCGCCAACGAGAUGUGGACCGUGGGCUGGAUCCAAGCGUGUAACCACAUGGAGUUCUACAACACCUAUGGAACCAAAGGGAUGUCGAGUUGGGAGCUCCCCGAUCUCCGUAACGGCAGCAUCCGUGCCAUCAGCGACUCGGACGGCGUCAACUACCCCUGGUACGGAAACACCACUGAGACGUACACCCUCGUGGGCCCCACCCGAAAAGACAGCAAGUUCACAGUCAGCAUGAACGACAACUUCAAACCGAGCAUCACGUGGGGCGUGCCGGUUGGCGACGGCAACGUGCCCGAGCUCACUGCCGUCCGCCGCGACCAGAGCUUCACCACUUGGCUAGUGGCCAUCAACCGGAACACGGGCGAGACCCUGAUCCUGCGGACCGUCCGCUGGAGGAUGCGCCUCGGUAUUCGCGUGGACCCCGAAAAGCCCUUAGGUCAGCGUGCGGUCCUACUGGAACCUUCCGCCCAGGAACAGCCGCAGAUCCAGAGCGAGAACGAGAGCAUCCCGGCCAACGCCAUGCUCAAGCCCAAUGCAAACGACGCCCAAAUGCUCAUGUGGCGCCCUCACGAGGGAGACCCCGUGGUGGUCAUCCCACCCAGAUAUUGACCACGCUAGUAUACAAGUUGCCAAGGGUAUAAAUCCUGCUGUGACUUUCAAUGAGUUUAUCACUGGUAGACAUCUGAUCCAUUUGAAAGUGGGAGGGCUGGCAGCGAAUGAACGAAUCCAGCCCUCCCACUUUCAAAUGGAUCGGACGUCUAGUACCGUCAGUGGCGGCCAUUGUGCUAACAUUAUUACAGUGGUACCUCUACUUACGAAAUUAAUUGGUCCUGGAAGUAGUUUCAUAAUUUGAGAAUUCCGUAGAGACGCGUUUUCCGUGUAAAUGCCCAAAUCUGUUCCAAGACUCCCAAAAUUCAGACAUAAAUCUUUUACAAAACAAAAAAAAAAAAAUGCAUCAAAACAUGUGACAAAUACAUGUUACAAUUAGAUUAUUGCACAAUAAACAUAAAAUGAGAGAAAAAACAAAGAAUAAAAGUUAACAAAACAUCUCAGUGAACAAAGAGGACGCUGGGAUUCACAUUUAAACAUACAGUAGAUGUCCCUCUUAGCCAAUUAGAUGCCAGGAAGAUACUAGAUUGAAGAAUAAAACCACUAUAUACAGUAUUUUAGACCAUUUGGUAUUUAUUUGGAUCAAAUAUAUUAGUCUGUUCGGAAAACACAAAUGUAAACUGACCAUGAACCAGCGCAAAUCUCUGGAACAGUAUAUUAGGCCUUGUGCACAAUCAGCAGAACACGAUCUUUAAAUAUUCGGUAAAGUAACAAUAAUAUAAUUAAAGUUUAAGAACGCUACCUUUGAAAUUCCCUGGCCCGUCGCCAUUAUUGUCUUGUUGUGUUUGCUAGCGCGUGAAGUGAAGCAGGGCAUGAUUCACUCACCUAGCCAAUCAUCGUCACGUCUGCAGCGGCAUCACCGACCCCUUCCCUCCUCUCGCUCUGCUCUCUCCAGACAGGCAGCUGAUGCGUGACAAAAUAAGACAACUCACGCUUCAUUCACACAAAUUGUAGUAACGCGCCCAAUUCACAUCCUCAGUAACAGUAACGGCGUUGAAAGGAUGGAGAAAAGUAAUUACAGUGAUCCCUUGCUACUUCGUGCUUCAAACUUUGCGUCCUCAGUCCAUCGCAGAUUUUUUUUUCAAUUAUAAACAAAUUCAGGAUUUUAUUGAGCUGUCCCGAUCCGAUUACGUAGUCUCUCACUCUCGCUCCUGCUGCUUUUCUUGAUCAGGCAGUGCGCUGGAGUUGCUUAUCAAAGUUAACUAUGACUGACAGACGGUUAAGGUUUGAUCCAUAGACUUCAUAAUGUAUUGACGGAACACGGGGCGUGGGGCCAAUAAAUAGGGGGCGGCAUUGUUGGCGAGGUUGUCAAAGUUGACCAAGAGGAAUCACAGACAAAGAGCUUUUUUCAUUGAAAAUUCUUGUGAAUAAAUGCUUCAAUCCCCAAAUUCUUUAUAGAUAUGGACGUAAAACAGUCCCUAUUCUUGGUUAAAAGCAAAAAAAAAACCCAAAAAAAAACGUGCAGUUAUUAUUUUACGUAAAUAUGUCAAAUUUGCCUACUAUGCUAGUCUGUUAGUAAAUGUAGCUAGCGGCCGCUUUAUGUAAAGAGCUUUUCCAGUGAAAAUUGUUUUGAAUAAUGCUUAAACCCCCAAAUCCUUUAUAGAUAUGGACAUAAAACAGUCUCGAUUCUUGGUGAAAAGCAAAAAAAAAAAAAAAAAAAAAAAAAAAAGCGCAAUUAGCAUUUAUUUUACAUAAAUAUUGCGAACUAUAAUGCCAAUGCAGUAGCGGCUAAUUUAUCCCGUUGAUUUUUUUCACAAUGUUUCAAAAUGCAUGCAUGACACAAAAAAUAUAAUAAUUACCUUGAAUCCUCAAAUAAAUCACUCCUCAGACAAUCCUUCCUGUUUGCAUGUUGUACAGCUUUCGUACUUUUUCAACAGAAAUCCGUCGUUAGAUCACUGUGUGCGUGUUUGUGAAAAGCUCCUCUUGAUGUGGGCGGCCCCCUGUUUGAAGGUGAGGCACAGUGCACCGAUCUGUCCUGUCAAUACCAUUAUGAAGCCUAUGUUUCGAUCUGGUCAGUGAUGCUUACUUCAAUGCGCCGCAUGCGUCAAUCAUAAUUUAACUUAUUAAACAGUUGCUGUGGCAACUCUUUGUGUGUGAGACGCUUGAGCAGAUUUGAGUGGACUCACUCGAUGAAGCAUUUAAUAAAGACAAGCAUUUUUCUACUUAAUUUUUGUUUAAAAAUAAUUCGGUGGAAUAAACAUAAUUAUUACAUUUAAGUGCUUAAACAUUUUUUAAAAAUAUGCAUAUAUCCAUUUUUUUUUUUUUCAAAUUAUACUUUCGGGAAAAAAAGUGGGGAAAAAAACGUCUUAUACAGUGAUGUUAUAAACCGCGAAGUAGUGUUAACCCCCCCACAAAAACAAUGUUUUGUGUUCAAUGUAUUUAUUCAGAUGUAGCAUUGCAAAGAUAUAUAAAUAAGACAUGUUUCUUCACUUUUUUCCCCCCAAAUUAUAAUUUUAAAAAGUUUUAUGUGUAUAUGAUUUUAAGCACUUCAAAUGUAAUAAUUCUGAUCAAUUUUAAACAUGAUACUGUCCCACCGAAUUAGUUUUAAACAGGAAUAAAGCAGAAAAAUGCUUGGCUUUAUUAAAUGCUUCAUUGAGACCACUCAAAUCCAAAGCUGCUCACACACACAAUGAGUUGCUACAGCAACGGUUUAACAACUUAAACGAUGAUUGACGCAUGAGGCGCUUUGAAGCUUGGUUCUCUGGCAACAUCAAACAUCAAUGUCUGUCAAUCAUUGUUAACUUUAAUAGGCAACUCCAGUGCACUUACUGCCUGACCAACAGCUAGCAGGGAGAUGGAGGGAGGGAGAGUGACAAUAUGUGAUCGGCUCGGGACAGCUCAUCAGUUUUUUUUUUAAUUGAAAAAAAAAAAUCUGCGAUGAACUGAGUGUAUAUCUCUUUCCGAUGCUAAAUCUGAAUAAAUACAUUGGGGGGGAGCUACUUCGCAGUUUUUAACUUAUCGUGGUGAGUUCAGGUUCUCAUUAACCGCGAAAAACAAGGGAUCACUGUAAUUAGAUUACUCGCUACUGAAAAAAACGUCGUUAGAAACAACCCUGGUCCUGAACCUGAAAAUUCCUUAUAUUGACGUUCGGAAGUAGAGGUACCACUGUAUUUUCUUUAUUUUUCCACAGUGUAGGGUUAUAAAUCAGCAAUUUCAUGGCGAUACGAUGUAAUUUUUGAGGGAAAACAGUACAAUAUUUGCCAAUUUACAAAGCCUGCCUCGAUUUGAUCCAAUACAAUGGCCUUCUACGUAUCGUUAUGCCCCUUUCACACUGCCCGAAUAAUCUGGCAUUUGUUUACCUGUUACACAUGUUGCUCUUGUAUUAACAGCACCAUCACGGGAUGGUCAUCGACCAUAUUUAGAUUGAAGUAUCGAAGCAAUAACCAAGACAGGCCACCGCCUGUAAAAAAAAAAAAUAAUAAUAAUAAUAAUAAUAAUAAUGCAGUUUUAUAAUUGUAUAAUUGGGACCAAGGUGAAGUGAGGCAACAAAUAAAAUCAACCAUUACUCACCUUUGGAAGUGUUGUAGUACUCGAGGCAGGAUACUGCCUUUAAACUCAAGCAGCUGUGAGGAUGAGCCAUUUAAAAGUGAACAAACCACAACCUUUCUACCUUCAACUUGGCUCACUGUGCGACAGGAAGUCGUUUCGGGAAUUUGGAGUAUUUAUCGUGAUUUUGUGCACGUGUUUUUAUUUAUAGACUGAGAGAAAGCACGUUUUGUAUCCGUUGCGAUCCACGCUGCCUUACGUGGACGUCGCUCAAUGCUCCGUCCGAACCCUUUUAGCCUUAAAACAAAGUGUGCAGCAUUUUGCCCCUGUUGUCUUGUUUUUUUUUCCUUUUAAGAGUUGAAAAUCUAACCCCAACUGGAUUGAAAGACAAAGAUGCAUUCAUGUAGCAAAAGACACCCCGCUUGUUUAUAUGUCUGAAAAUUUCACAUGAUGAAUUGGUGCAAAAGAGAAUACAAGCAAAUGUUUUUGUAACUAAACCGCUUUUAAAUAAAUUACUCUGUAUCUUUG
This is a messenger RNA of Corythoichthys intestinalis (scribbled pipefish), 5516 nucleotides long. It is a transcript of the gene fam78ab, whose product is annotated as family with sequence similarity 78 member Ab. Lineage: Eukaryota; Metazoa; Chordata; Actinopteri; Syngnathiformes; Syngnathidae. Bases 633 to 1502 code for a protein of 289 amino acids. The transcript is spliced from 2 exons. The record is from RefSeq and is a predicted model, not a curated record.